CUCUGUUGUUGAAAGAUCAUGUGACUGUGUGUGUGUGUGUGUGUGUGUGUGUCUGAGUGCGUGUGUGCGUUUUCCACCCUUGUCAUGUGAUGCGAGCUCAGGGCAGGGUCUGAGAAGUGCUGAGUCGCUCUGAGAGGUUCCUUCCACCCAGGGAGCAGUCAGACAGCAAGCAUGCAGGCAGGGGCGGUGGAUGGUCGGCCAGACGAACGGACGGACUGUUGGAUGGAUGGAUGUCAGGCAGAAAAGAGGAAUGGGAAAGAUCUGGGAGGGACAGAUGCAGAACAGGUCCUGUUGCUUUCCCUUGCCACAGCAAGAUAAGCAUCACUUUCAUUCUUUAACUCGCCGCACACGGGUGAAGAUGCAUUUUGAAUCGACUUCUCCGCGUCAAGGCGUCUGGCCAGAGAAGCUGUGGCGAGCCACAGACUGUGAAUGCUGAUUCCAGAGGAGCAUGAGUCAUGACCUCGGUGGUUCUGGUCGACACUGGUGGGACAGUGGUGGAGUAUGUAACAGCUGAGGAGGAUCCACAGCAGGACGGAGAGUGCGAGGUGGAUCUGGAGCUGGAAGGAGAGGUGGAGGAUGAGUGUGAAGCUGAGGAGGCCUGUGAAGACACACAGGAAAGGGAGGAGGCUGAUGACUACCCAGCAGUUAUAGUUGAGGAGCUGCCUGGCGCCAGCCUGGCCGAGGAGCAGGGUUACUCAGCCCAGGUGGUGGUGUAUGAAAAUGAGGCCUAUCUCAUGCAGGAAGUGGCCGAUGAGCAGGAGGUGGAGACAGAAGGGGAAGCAGGUGAG
Stegastes partitus (bicolor damselfish) is the source of this 788-nucleotide messenger RNA. Its product is annotated as ETS-related transcription factor Elf-2-like. The record is from RefSeq and is a predicted model, not a curated record. The transcript has 3 exons. NCBI's taxonomy places the organism in Eukaryota, Metazoa, Chordata, Actinopteri, Pomacentridae. The annotation marks the transcript as partial.